UCCCACGGUGUCCUUGCCGUUAAUCGGCAGCGGCUGUCGCAACGAGAUGUCAAUAAAGCAGGAAAGCGGACGACGACGUUUCUAAUAUAAUAUUUGAAGUCACGUUCAAAAUGACGUUUUUUAGUGACAUUUGUAAUGAAUAAACGUGUAUAUAUGAGGCUCAUCAACACCUGGCGGACUUGAAUUGAGAUUAUAAAGUCAUACCUGAAAGUCGGAGGGGUGUGGUGACCGCCAGUGUCUCUGAGUGAAGGAGGCGCCAGCUGCCUCUUUGACAGCUGAAGGAAGAACGACACAAGCUCCGCUCAUGUUUACGGGUCCCUUGCGAAGGGCAGAGAUGGGCAUCGCCACCACCCGUCGACUGGUGAUGAAGAAUGGUGCGGGGCCCACCUUCAAGUUGUACAGGUUAUGUUAACUUGUAUGGUUUGACUCCUUAAAUGGAUAAAGAAAUGGAUUCUCAGAGGAGUGUGACUGGUGAUAGCCAAGCCGAAGUUGAGCUCUUCUGUCCAACCCCUGAGCAAGAUGGAGAUGGCUUUCCAAGCGGAGACAUGGCCUCCUCUCAAGCUUUAAUGGACUCUUUGAGUGACUCGGGGCUUUCCAGCAUAAGAAGUAGCCCGGCUCCAACGCAAUGUUCUAACGGACAGAAAUCCAAGAUAGCUACUUCCUCACACAGUCCUCAACAUGUGAAAACCACCAGUGUUGAUGCACACUCUCACAAUCCCGCCUGCUGCCUCAGUCCAAAGAAGGGCGUGGGUCCCUCCAAAGACGUGGAGAUGCCAAGUCCCGGCAGCCCCGCUGGUAAGACGGCGCUUGACGUCAGCAACUCUGCAAACAACCACGGAGAUGGCGCCAAUGCUGUUGUGGAAGAGUGUGGCUGUGCAGAUGCUCAGGGAGUUUGUUCUGAUACUGGAAGUUUGGCCAACAUGAGGGAUCAGCGGGUUUCCAUGGGAACUGGUGAUGCCGGGAUGGCAGAUGGUAGCGACACAUCAGAUAUGAGUCAGGAUUUGAUCAUCAACCAGUCGACUUCUGAAAGGGUUUCAUCCCCUGCCUGUGACCAGAUUAGGGAAUGGCUUGGGACACCCAUAGAUGAGCUGAACAGGAUGCCCCAGUGUGCCCCACCGCUGUCCCACCUGAAAGCAGUGCCGAACCACACUGUUACAGUCAGGACAGAUCUCCUCAGAGAGGGAGAGGUGCCCGUCCCCUACCCCGGCAAGUUCAAGGACGCCUGGGACGACGUGUCCGUGAAGAUGCCUUGCUCUGAAAAGAAUCUGUAUUCGAUGGACACAGAGGAUGGAGGUGGCGUUCAGAGUCGGUGGGAGAUAAUCCACUCCACCUUGCAAGGAGGGUUCAAAAGUUCCCUGGAUGUGAGGGAUGCUAUACUGAGGUAUAACACGGCACAUGCCAAGAAAUGGGACUUCACUGCUCUCAACCUUCUUUGCACUGAGUGUCUGGAGCAUUGUGAAGUUCAACACCUGUACGAGGUCGUACUGCCUUCCGUUGUCAAGAUGGCACUCAGUGCUCCUCGCCUCUGCACUAUGCCAAUCCCUCUGCUGAAGUCAGGGAUGAACCAUUCCCUAACCAUGUCUCAGGAGCAAAUUGCCUGUCUUCUGGCCAACGCCUUCUUCUGCACAUUCCCCAGACGCAACUCCCGCAAGUCCGAGUACUGCAACUACCCCGAGAUCAACUUUUACAGGUUAUUUGAAGGCUCCUCAUCAAGGAAAAUAGAAAAGUUGAAAACACUCAUGUGCUACUUCAGGAGAAUUACACAAUCCAGGCCAAAGGGUCUCGUGACCUUCACAAGACAAUCAGUGAACAAUCUGCCAACCUGGGAAAACUGCCAGACUCAGCUGACACGCUUACAUAUCACUUGUAAAGGCACCAUUGAGGACGAUGGUUAUGGGAUGCUUCAGGUGGACUUUGCAAACAGAUUUGUAGGUGGCGGAGUCACAGGACAUGGUCUGGUCCAAGAGGAGAUCAGGUUCAUCAUCAACCCGGAACUCAUCGUCUCUCGUCUCUUCACCGAAGCGCUAGAGCACAAUGAAUGCCUCAUCAUUACAGGGGCUGAACAGUACAGUAAGUACUCAGGCUACGCUGAGACCUACAAAUGGGACGGGAGCUACACUGAUGAGACUCCCAGGGAUGACUGGCAGAGACGAUGCACAGAGAUCGUGGCCAUUGAUGCUGUUAAAUACAAAAACUUCUUGGAACAGUUUCUCCCAGAAAAGAUGAACAGAGAGCUCAACAAGGCAUACUGUGGAUUUUUCCGAAACAUCGCUAACAGAAAGCACCUUCCUGCCGUAGCCACUGGCAACUGGGGCUGUGGGGCUUUCGGUGGAGACACACGGCUCAAAGCGCUGAUUCAGCUGAUGGCUGCUGCAGAAGCUGGCCGGGACAUGGCGUACUUCACAUUUGGAGACGCUCAUCUCAUGCGAGAUGUUCACGACAUGCACACUUUCCUGACGGAGAGACAAGUCACUGUGGGGAGGCUGUACAGUCUUUUGAACCAGUACUCCAAUUCGGUUUGCAAGAACUGCCGCAAGAAGAGACCUGCCGUCAGUCUCUACGCUUUCAUCUACCAGAACAUCUCUUCCCCUGCAACCGCCGAUGCCUUGGACUCUGCUAAGGAUCCUGGGACGUCCCCUGUAACAUCAGACUCUCAUUAAAAGAAAAUGGGGAUGGACAUCUUAUCAUCUUUGAUAAGACUCCAGGUUCGCAAGCCUCAGUCGUGUACUUACAAUCACUCUUACACACACGCCCUUCUAGAGUGCGUACACACUUGCUACGUUUGGUUUGGUCAGAGAAAACUCUGUGUUGCUUCUACUCUGCCAGUACGUUUAGUCAAGUGUGAUACAAAGAGAUGGAUUAGUCAAGUGUGAUACGAAAAGAUAGAUUUCAGUCAACUCGUUUGAAGAGAGCUCCAUUGUGAACGUUACAGGGACCUGAAAGCAUGCAGAAAUGACAAACUAAUCUAAGACCAAAGCCUCUCUGCUCUGUUGUCUCUCUGCAUAUGUGACGACAACACUCUAGAAAAGUAUAUUCUAAAAGCUUUUUGUGAGUAUUUAUCUAAGGAACAGCAAUUUUGCUUAAAAUGUUUGAGUUACACCUAAGGCUGCAACAAUUGAUUGAAACAAACUUCGAUUUAUGUUUUGUUGUUUCGAUUAUGGUAAUUCUUUAGUGAGUGUAACGAGUGAAAUUAAUCAAAUCCGGACCAAAUGGAAUGCCUGGAACUUUAAAUAAGCGGACAUUAGAUUCUGUUCGACCGCUGCAAUAGAGCGCACAUGAGAGCGGUGGCGCCAUCUAUGUGGCGGAAAACUGCUUUUUUUUUCCUACCAACACCUGUAAAAAGUGCAAUUUCAAUGUUGAUGAUGUUCAGUUAUUAUAAAAUAAAGAAUGAAGGUUAUGGUAGGCAGAAAAAUGUUUAUUUCAACAAUUUUCUUUAAAAUUAGCAUUGAGGCUAUUAAGUAGGUUUUAUCUGAUUACCUGAAUGAUCGAACAAACUAAACAAUAAAUUACUCAGUGGUGGGCCCUCCAGCCCAGCUAGGCCUUCUCUGCUGGCCUAACAUAACCAGAAAUCAUGAUCAUAAUUAAAGAUAACAUUAUUUUUGUAUUUACUUUCCCUAUAAUAUCUUAAAAGUAUUCAUAUUCUUUUUAUGUCAUAUUAUGCUCCUUCCAGUUCUGUUGUUUUUAGGUUAGUUUUUAUCCAAUCAUAAUUAAGCUAGCUUAUGUUGCCAUGCUGUACCAAAUCAGAAUCAACAAAGCAGGCAUAGUUGAUAGACAGUUGCGAGAGCUAAUCAGAUCACAAGUUGCUAGACGGCCUUAGGUUAAACGUGACAUUUACACGUCCUGUGAUUGGAUACUCACAAGGGUACACAUAGUUGAUAAGACAGUUGCGAUGGCCAAUCAGAUCACAAGUUGUUGACACUAGCCUAUCUAGGUACCCUGAUGUUAACGAGACUGUGAUUGGAUACACACUUGUCAUUCCAAAGUGAAUAUCUAUUCACAAGUUGCAACUUAGCAGGAAUCCGGAAGUGUUGACCCACAAAGAAGGGGAACAAAACUUUCAUUAGGUGGCUGAUUUAUAUAUGCAAGGCUAUUUUCAAGAAGGAUAUUUAAAGGGAAACUACAUCUUGUGAGACCAUGUCGGCGAUGAAAUGGGGAAAUGCCCACCAUUUCCACUCGAAUCAACCGACAACAAGGCGUACCACUGGCGAAUGGAUGCUACAAAUUGUGAGUUCAAAUAUUUUAUUUCUUUAUUUUUUCACGUUUAAUAUAUUUUUUGCAAUUUCAAUUAUGACAGUACCACAUUAGAUAUGUUUUAAUUGCUGAUGCGUUUUUAUUGAUUUUUAAAAGUGUCCAGAAAAUAACCCGUUUUGUACACUGUUGAGGUGUUUCAAUGCGCAGUAGGGCGUAAAUGUGUUCCUGUAUAGUAUUUUUCCAGCAAUGGUCAUGUGGUGACAUCAAAGAUGGUAUUUUGAGUGGUAAUCAUUGAAGUCGGACAUCACUGAAGGCAUAGGUGGGAAACACACGGCCCGCCACUGAGAUCACUCGAUUACUAAACUAAUCGAUAGCGGCAGGCUAAUAUGACACAAAAGCUGCCCAAUCGAGUCCCUACUUUAUGUUGGUUCUUUACUGUGCAGACUUUGGUCAAAGACAAAAAUACAAAGCGAAAAUUCUCACCAUCUAUGUUUCACUAUUUUUUAAAAUUGGUAUAAUCACAGUUAAGAAUUUGGAUUAUUCGCGAUUAAUCAUGUAGUGGAACAUUUCUGUCCUAGGGUUACCACUAAACUGAAUGCAUUGGGAGGGACAUGACAUAAGAGGUCAAGUCACCCUGACCAAGUGCCAGUUCUGUUGAUGGGGUGACAUUUGAACAUUGGACAGUUAUAUAAGUUUUGCUACAAAUCAGGCCAUCAUGGAGUGUAUAAAUAAGAAGGGAAGACCAAGCCUGAUGUGCGCUCUUUCUUAAUUCCUUCACGAGGGUUCACCAUCUUUGGUCUCAUGAGACACUGUCUGUAAUCAUAUCGAUUCAAUCCAACUUUGUACCAUCUGAUUAAGAGUAAAUAAACUCCUGUAACAAAUUC
Messenger RNA from Nerophis ophidion (straightnose pipefish), 5075 nucleotides. RefSeq names its product poly (ADP-ribose) glycohydrolase a (gene parga). The record is from RefSeq and is a predicted model, not a curated record. Gene Ontology annotation, biological process: regulation of DNA repair; ATP generation from poly-ADP-D-ribose; carbohydrate metabolic process. Gene Ontology annotation, molecular function: poly(ADP-ribose) glycohydrolase activity. The coding region runs from base 435 to 2660 and encodes 741 amino acids. Gene Ontology annotation, cellular component: nucleus; cytoplasm. NCBI's taxonomy places the organism in Eukaryota, Metazoa, Chordata, Actinopteri, Syngnathiformes, Syngnathidae. The transcript has 20 exons.